CGGGUCCGCCCGGGCCCAGAACGGGAUGCGGGCCGGUCCCGUGCGCUCUGCCAUGAGCGGCGCCUCGCAGCCCCGCGGCCCGGCCCUGCUACUCCCGGGCGCCCGGGGCGCCCCCGCCAAACGCCUGCUGGACGCGGACGACGCGGCGGCAGUGGCAGCCAAGUGCCAGCGCCUCUCCGAGUGCUCGAGUCCCCAGGACUACCUCAGCCUCCCCGGCUCGCCCUGCAGCCCGCAGCUCCCGUCCGCCGCGCCGGGGGCCGGAGGCGGCUCCGGGAGCGCGCCGGGACCGAGCCGCAUCGCCGACUACCUGCUGCUGCCCCUAGCCGAGCGCGAGCAUGUGUCCCGGGCGCUGUGCAUCCACACUGGCCGCGAGCUGCGCUGCAAGGUGUUUCCCAUUAAACACUACCAGGACAAAAUCAGGCCUUACAUCCAGCUGCCGUCACACACGAACAUUACCGGCAUUGUGGAAGUGAUCCUUGGGGAAACCAAGGCCUAUGUCUUCUUCGAGAAGGACUUUGGGGACAUGCACUCCUACAUGCGAAGCCGGAAGAGGCUGCGGGAAGAGGAGGCUGCCCGGCUCUUCAAGCAGAUUGUCUCUGCCGUCGCCCACUGCCACCAGUCAGCCAUUGUGCUGGGGGACCUGAAGCUUAGGAAAUUCGUCUUCUCCACGGAGGAGAGAACCCAGCUCAGACUAGAAAGUCUAGAAGACACGCACAUAAUCAAGGGGGAAGACGAUGCUUUGUCGGACAAACACGGCUGCCCAGCGUACGUGAGCCCCGAGAUUCUCAACACCACGGGGACCUACUCUGGAAAGGCCGCGGACGUUUGGAGCCUAGGGGUGAUGCUCUACACCCUUUUGGUCGGACGAUACCCCUUUCAUGACUCAGACCCCAGUGCCCUUUUCUCCAAAAUUCGACGUGGACAGUUCUGCAUUCCCGACCACAUUUCCCCCAAAGCCAGGUGCCUCAUUCGCAGCCUCCUGAGACGGGAGCCUUCCGAGAGACUCACUGCUCCUGAGAUCUUACUCCAUCCCUGGUUUGAAUCCGUCUUGGAACCUGGAUACAUCGACUCAGAAAUAGGAACUUCAGACCAGAUUGUUCCAGAGUACCAGGAGGACAGUGACAUUAGUUCCUUCUUCUGCUAAUCCCAAAAACCUCAGAAACCUCAUAAUUCUCACAUGUGGCAUUUCCAUUUCUAAAGAUGGACAGGCCCUUUGGCAUGGUGCCAACCAGAUACAUGACUGCAUCAUGAUUGUAGCUUCCAAACUCAGCGUGGCACCUCCUCUUGUUUGUUGGGAUGAGUGACUAUUGGCUGAGCAACAGACAUGCUAACUGGCUGCCCUGCAGAGUUGUUUCCCUUCUUAAGGAACCCAUGCCAACUGUCUCUUUGUCAGAUUUGGGGGAUCCGAAUUUUUUAUAAGGGGCAAAGAGUAUGGACGUCCUCCACCAUGUGGUCAAGUGUAAUGAACUUGAACAUUUGAAUGGGAGAGGAAGCAAAUCACACAGUGGCAUUUUCGGCAAUAAUUAACCAUAUUUUAAGAGGGUGACAAAUAAUUUAGGCCAAUUAACCUGCCAUCUUGGAACUUAUCUUUGGUAGCUAGACUUGCUACUGAGGCUUCUCUGAUGGGAAAGUUCUUUUUUUGGUUUAACACUCAUCUUUUCUUCACACUCAACAUUUACUAAUGACUCUGCUCUGUUUUUGGAGCAGAGUGUUUUUAGUUGCUCAGGAGCCUGAUGGAACCAUGAACCUGGACUCUGUCCUCUGUUUCCUGCCAAGACCUCAUCUGCACUAAUGACUUCUCCCUGACCUUGACACUCUCCCCCUUUAGCUACAAAAACACUUACCAGCUAACCGUGGAAAAGUAUCACAAAAGAUUUGACCUCUCAACUAUUUUCAGAACUCUCAGCUCAGACAGAGAAACUGUAGGUUUUUAAGAAUAAUUAAGUUUCCCCCACAUAUGUUAGUACUUACCCAAGUUAGUUACUUUUCCCCAAGACCAUCUCAGGGUGUGGAGCAUUUUGUCCAGGAGGAGAAAGACAAAGAGGCUCCCACCACCCCUCUCCCAAAAGCAAACAAACAUCUUUGUGCUUUGAAGAAAGUAAAUUUUGGAUAGUCUUAGAAGAUUCUCAGACUAACUUCCAGAAUUACACUUUAACCCCUCCCGGAUGUGGUCUGCCCCUGGCAUUGUGUGUGCAUCUGCAGUUUUGCAUGAUGGGUUGUUAAUAUUUCAAAUGUGUGGUUUAUGAGUACAUCUGCAUACUUGGCUUCUGGAGUGAAAUAGCAAGCCCCAAAUCUUUAAAGUCAGAAGGGACUUUAAAAAUCAUCUGGCCCAACCUCUUUCCUCUUUCUGGCACCUCCCAAUGCAGAAAUCCCCUCUUCAGCUUCUUUCGAAGGUGGGAAUCCAGCCUCUGUUUGGAUGCCUCCAGAGAUGGGAACUCACUCCCUAUACAGCAGAUAGAGAAACUUCAGCUUGUGUUAAAAAAACAAGUUGAGAUGAAAUAUCAGUAACUGUCUUGGACAGUGCUGAAAUCGGGUGGUUAAACGGGUAAAAUAAAACAUACUGUAUUUUGAGAAAUGGCACAAAAACAGGCAGUCAUCUUUAAGGGCUAUGCCUAGGCAAACUACUAACAUGCAUUGUGAGAAUGCCGUGUAUACCUCACGUACCGUGUACUUUGUACAUAUGUUGUACCUUUUAUACAUAUGUCCGAUACUGUUUUGUUGUUUUGGCUCUGAGGCUUGUUUUGUUGUCUGUGUCUGUCUGAAUAACCUGCGUGUCUAAAACCACGUGAAAUGUGAAUGAUUAUUGGCAAUAUUACCUUGACAGAAUCAUGGGACUCGGAGAAGAGGGAGGACAGAGGCCUCUGUCGCACUAACGCUCUCGUGGUUGCCCGACUGUUGUAUCUGUGAUACAUUAUCCGGCUGAGGACUCUGGGCUGGCAGGGGCUUCUGCCGGGGAAGCUAGAAACACUAGAUUCUUCCUGUACAUAUGUGUAUAUAUGUGAACAGUGAGAUGGCUGUUUCUGACUUGUAGAGAAAUUUUAAUAAAUCUGGUUUCGUAAA
This is a messenger RNA of Lemur catta (Ring-tailed lemur), 3060 nucleotides long. RefSeq names its product tribbles pseudokinase 1 (gene TRIB1). The transcript is spliced from 3 exons. Bases 26 to 1144 code for a protein of 372 amino acids. Gene Ontology annotation, cellular component: nucleus. Gene Ontology annotation, molecular function: protein kinase activity; ATP binding; mitogen-activated protein kinase kinase binding. Gene Ontology annotation, biological process: positive regulation of proteasomal ubiquitin-dependent protein catabolic process; regulation of MAP kinase activity; protein phosphorylation. The record is from RefSeq and is a predicted model, not a curated record. Lineage: Eukaryota; Metazoa; Chordata; Mammalia; Primates; Lemuridae.